UUCAGUUGCAAAUAACUUGCAGUCGCUGCGCGUUCCCAAUACCGAAAGUGGGAAUCGAUACUGUCAUUUUAAGUAACCACUUUCUCCGGACCAUACAUUAAAAUUUAAAACUUGUUUACUAUGUUCAUUGACCGUAUAGCUAAAUUCAGACUCGGAACAUUGUUACUGGACAGCAGUUAAAUAGAUGGAAGUGUCAUGCUUCACUAGCAAUAACAAUUGGAAAGCCUAACGAAACUGUUGUUAUACUAAUCUCCAAUAUAUAACAUGUCUAUGUCCCUUAAGUUGUUAGUGUCAAGUAUUUUUAUAUUAGUUUCAUCUUGCUCCGCAAGACAUGGUAAUAUUAUUUCGAAGCAAGACCGAUCAUAUGACGUCAUAAACUUCAGAAUACCGAACACGAUUUGGAAAGAAGCGUUAAACCCAACGCCAGUUCUUAAGUCUCCUGUUACUAUAACUGUACCAAUAAAUGUAGCUGAAGAAGAAGACGAAAAUGAUAUUGAAGAUAUAGAAAAUGAGGCAACUGAAGUAAACGUCGUAGUAGAUUCAACUCUAAUUACCGAGGCACCAAUAGAAGAAUUACCAGUAGCGACUGUAUCACCAGCAACUGCUAAUGUGACUCAAAAACCGGUACUACAAGAUGAAAUCACACCGGAGCCAACUCAGGAAGUGGAUGGUCAAGUCACGAGAUUUCCAUGUACUUGUGCUAGCGGUCAGUGUGGUUGUUGUACCGGAACUAUCCUGGAACGAUUUAGAAUGAAGGCAUGUGGAAAUAUAUCUUUUGUACCCAAAGACUUUGUUUUUGAUGUCAGACUAACUGUUAACAACAAUACAGUUGUUCGGAGACGAGUUUCAGCAAGUGACCCACCUCCAAUUUGCUUCAACCCUAGAAGAGCACCAUUUGUCAGAGUUUGCGCAGAAAUUAGCAAUAUUCGAAUCCGAAACGGAAACGCCUUUGCUUGCUUAGAUAUAAAUGCAGACAUUGGAGGGUUUCCGGUUUAUUCAGCUUCAUUCAGAUGUUUUGGCUUAGGAUCAUCUGGAUUGCAAACUGGUUUAAAACCCAAGCCAGUAUCUUCAGGUCCUAAACCAAUAAGCCUUUUUGGAAGUGGUACCAAUAGCAAUGAAGGUACUUUACUUGAUGCAGCGGGUUCCCUUAUUGGUGGCAACGGUAAUGGUAUUUUUGGAGCCCCGGGAGGCGGUAUUUUUGGUGGAGGAGACGGUCCUUUAGAUGCUAUAGGUAAUGCGGUUGGUGAUUUUUUCGGCGGAAGAGAAAAUCAAUAAAUAUAUUUGAUUUUGAAAUUAUAUUUAUUAAAAUUGUUUAUAUGCAGUACUUAAGUAAAUUAUUUUAGUUUUUAAUAAAGUAUUUAUUU
Molecule: messenger RNA, 1364 nt
Organism: Vanessa tameamea
Lineage: Eukaryota; Metazoa; Arthropoda; Insecta; Lepidoptera; Nymphalidae
Exons: 4
Coding region: 265-1275 (336 amino acids)
Source: RefSeq, a predicted model, not a curated record